AAUGGGACUAGGGUUGCCACUAGACUUACAGCCAAACACAGAAACAGAACAACAAAGGUUCCCAUUACAUAUACAGCAGCCGCAGCAAAUGUUCUUCUUCGAUUUCGCUGCUUCUCGUCUAAGAAUCUGGUACAGUUGUCGUCUUUGAUCUCGGGAUAAUACUUUCCGUUGACGCCCCAAUCGGCAGAAUUUGGGGUAGCGUUCUGCUGAGUUUCAAAGAAACCCCCGAGGAAGUAACGCCACCUUCGAUUUCUCUCAUUCUGGUCCCUGUGUUAUUUUGAUUACCUCUAUUCCGAAAAGUUGUCAUGUCUGCCAAGUACAUUAUUUCUGCUAUAGUGGGAUCAUUUGCCGUGGCUUGGGCAUGCGACCACUACAUUGCUGACAAGAAGAUAUUUGGAGGGACUACCCCCCAUACUGUAUCAAACAAGGAGUGGUGGGAGGAAACUGACAAGAAGUUGCAGGCAUGGCCUCGUACUGCUGGCCCACCGGUCGUCAUGAAUCCCAUAAGCCGCCAGAAUUUCAUCGUCAAGAGCCACACUGAAGCUUGAAGCGUUCUACAUUUAUUAAAUGAUCUGGUUGAAUUGUUCACUCUUGAAUGAGACAUCUGAAACAACGUUUAUCCUGGAUUUUUUGUUUUGUUUUAAAGGUGGGAUAUAAAGUCGGGAAUGCAUAUUUCGGACGUAGUAGGGGCUUUUGUAACCGGUCUUUCCAUGUACUCUUUUGGUCAUGGCUUGGUAAGUGGAUACUAAUAAAUGCCAAAUUUGUCAUU
This is a messenger RNA of Morus notabilis, 769 nucleotides long. RefSeq lists its product as uncharacterized. The coding region runs from base 306 to 548 and encodes 80 amino acids. The transcript has 3 exons. The record is from RefSeq and is a predicted model, not a curated record. NCBI's taxonomy places the organism in Eukaryota, Viridiplantae, Streptophyta, Magnoliopsida, Rosales, Moraceae.